Molecule: messenger RNA, 2505 nt
Organism: Saxophila tyrrhenica
Lineage: Eukaryota; Fungi; Ascomycota; Dothideomycetes; Mycosphaerellales; Extremaceae
Exons: 9
Coding region: 1-2505 (834 amino acids)
Source: RefSeq, a predicted model, not a curated record
AUGUCGCUCGCUUUCGUUUUUGCCAGCGUGCUUUUCGCGCAGUCACUCGCUCUCGAUCCCCAAUCGAACACCUGCCUACGGAGAACUUUGGCCGUAUAUACGAGCGCUUCGGAGACCUACGUCGUUACAGACCUGGGAACCACCAGCUUUGCGGCUCCACCAUCCUUCUGCCCUAAUGUUAGCGUUUCGACAUCGACAUCGACUGUGAUCAGGCAGAACACCAUCACUAUCACCGAACAGAAUGCGCCUGCAGAGCCAUCACCAACGCAGUCAGAUGAUGGCGCGUCAACCGUGGCCGACGCUGGGUUCGAAGAUGGAGACGCAAACCCGUUCAAUACUUCUUCUUCGGGCCCGGAGGUCACAGCGCAAGUCGCUCAAGGAGGUCAGGGAAUGCCGCUUCAACCAUACGCUGGAGACAGCUUUCUUCUGAUUACGUUCAACAACUCCGGUCCAUCUGGCUCAAAGAUGCGACGCCAGGCUCCAGCGCCGCUAUUCUACAAUGUCUCCCAAGGCUUUGCUGCAGUGGCCGGUAAACAGUACACGUUCAGUGCCUACGCUGCGGUAGCAUCCAAUGGUGGCUCAAGUCCAGACUGCUCUAUCACAAUCUGCGAUACCAGCUCUUGCGGUGCUAGUGUUCCGAUCACGAGCAGCUACUCGCAGUUUACCCACUCGUACAAUGCGGUAUCUUCCGACCCAUCUGCGAUUGCAAUCUUCAGCAUUACUUGCGCACAGUCUGCUUCAGUAGCACUGGACAAUCUGGAAGUAUCGACAGGAAGAGCUGCUUCUAAUCCUGCUGGAACAACCGUUUUUCUGACAUCCACCCUGACAGUCACACAAAGUCAGCGGACAGAGACUCUCACUCAGAUGGCGACCGGACCGAACGGUGUCAUCACCGCGACCACCGUAGUAAAUGUGCCUCAGACACAGUACCUCAACUUGACUGGUACAGCAAGCUCGCUUUCUACCACUACAACGACGAUCACGAGGACUCUAAACUACACCACAAGCGUCGAUCGCCCGUCCGUGGUCGUUGAGACGGCUUACGCCACUCUCACGCCUUUCGAUCAGACCCACACGCUUCCGCAAGCGACCUAUGUGGAGACAUCGAUCGUCUAUUCGACUGAAGUGCAGACAAGCUAUUUGACGAUGACUCUCCCACAAGAGACUCAGAGCGUGCCAUAUACGCUUCCUGCCGAGACGCACACUCCGCCAGCGGAGACAACGAUCGCGACCUUCACGCUCUCGCCUUCUCUCAUCACUCGCUAUAUUACUCUGACGCCGCCACCCGAGACGAUGCUGGUCCAGGUCACACCACCAGCAGCGACCCUGCCUCGAGCAACGGAGACAUCAAUUCCGCCAGCAGAGACCACAACCGCGACACUGACGCUUUCGCCGUCUCUAAUCACCGAAUUCAUUACUUUGACUCCACCACCAGAAACGACGCUGGUGCAAGUCACUCCUCCGCCGGAGACGACGGUGUCCGUUCAGAGCGUUUAUCAGAACGUGACACUGCCUCAAAUCACAGAGACGUCACCACCGGAAACCUCAUUCGUCACGGUGACAUUGCCAGCGACUACAAUCAUCUCAACGGUUACAAUCACCCCAACGCCGAUCACUGAGUUUCGAACAGAAACUCUUCCAGCGGAGACCUCCAUCGUUAUCUCUACCGAAAUCGGCACCACCGUUGUCGUACAGACGGAAACUCUGCCGCAGGCUACACAGACGAAUGUCGAGACGACCACCGAACCACCAACUACGAUCCUGGCUGCGACCACAGAGCUGCGGAAUAUCACGUAUACUACUGCUCCAAUGGCACCAGCAUCUGACGCACCGCCUCCACCGCCCGCCGUGGCUUUGGCUUCGCCGACUCCCAUCAUCGCUGGAGCGGACGUCCCAACCUAUGGAGUGGACGAUGAUGUAUACCCGAUCACCCUACCAUUCCCGGUCACCAUGUACGGGCAAAGCAACUCCCUGCUCUACGUUACAUCAAAUGGGGUCAUUAGCUUUGCGAACUCAUAUGCAUACAGUAAUACUCCAAUGCCUGCGGCCCCUUGGUCCGCAGCGGCAGUCCUAGGCUUGUGGAGCGAUCUUUACAUCUACCAAAACACUGACCAAGGCAUCUACUAUCAAGUCGACGGGGCGUCGCCAAAUCGCCAGGCAACAUUCGAGUUCUACCUCUCGCACAUCAGCUCAACGUGCCAGUACUACCACUUCCUGAUCAAGUUUUACGAGAAUUUGCCGAACUUUGUCAACGUCCAGUACCUCAACGUCAGCGACAAUGGCGGGCAUGAGACCGUGGGAAUUCAAAGUGGAAGCGGAUUCGGGAACAAGUUCGUACAGCUGUCGUAUAACCAACCGGUGGUUUACCCAGGGAUGGACUUGCUCUACUAUACUGAAGGCGGCACCAAUGGCAAUGGCGUGAUCAUUACGAACAACCCUGGAGAUUCAAAUAGUCCCGUGACGGACUUUAAUCGGAACGAUUGUGUGGGAAGGGGUAACUACUAG